This is a messenger RNA of Gadus morhua (Atlantic cod), 1446 nucleotides long. Its product is annotated as olfactory receptor 11A1-like. The transcript has a single exon. NCBI's taxonomy places the organism in Eukaryota, Metazoa, Chordata, Actinopteri, Gadiformes, Gadidae. Gene Ontology annotation, molecular function: G protein-coupled receptor activity; olfactory receptor activity; odorant binding. Gene Ontology annotation, cellular component: membrane. The record is from RefSeq and is a predicted model, not a curated record. The coding region runs from base 111 to 1082 and encodes 323 amino acids. Gene Ontology annotation, biological process: G protein-coupled receptor signaling pathway; detection of chemical stimulus involved in sensory perception of smell.
GGUUGAAGCAGAGGCCACAAUGUCUGCUACAUCUUUCCUCUUUCAUUUGAAACAGAUUUAAAGAGGUGAGGUCAUGUUCUAGGCUCAGAGGUGGAGUGGUAAGUGUGUGGAUGCCAAUCUCCUGUGAUAAACUUCGGCUGAGAGUGAAAUUUAUCAUGGUCAAUUCAAGCCAGAUUCCAUAUUUCAUACUGACUGCCUACUUUGACAUGGGCUAUCUGAAGUACUUAUAUUUUGUGAUUGUUUUGAUGCUGUACAUCGUGAUUGUGGUUGCGAAUGCUUUUCUCAUUGUAACUAUUUGUAUGAAGAGGAGCCUACAUGAGCCUAUGUAUGUGUUUCUGUGUAGCCUGUUGGUUAAUCAGCUGUACGGUAGCGCUGGUCUAUUUCCUUUCCUCCUGCUGCAGAUCACCUCAGACAGUCACACCAUAUCUACAUCCAUGUGUUUCCUUCAGAUCUACUGCAUCUACACGUAUGCAACUGUGGAGUUUUGUAACCUGGCUGUGAUGUCCUAUGAUAGGUACCUUGCUAUCUGCUGUCCUCUGCAUUAUGAGGCUCGGCUGACCUCUAAAAAGGUGGCUCUGUUGAUCGCUCUCGUAUGGCUGUACUCUUUUAUCGAGUUCCUAAUAAUUCUUUGUCUGAAUCUCCGUCUAAAACUCUGUGGGAAUGUUAUGGACCGACUAUACUGUCAAAACUACUAUGUGACCAAACUGGCGUGUUCUGACACCACAGUUAACAAUAUCUAUGGACUUUUUGCAAUGUUUCUGACUGUUUUUGUUCCAUUGAUCCCCAUCCUGUUCUCCUACACCAAGAUCCUCAGGGUUUGUUUUAAUGGUUCUAAAGAGACCAGACAGAAAGCAGUCAGUACCUGCACCCCCCACAUCGCCUCCCUGAUCAAUUUCUCUUUUGGGUGUUGUUUUGAAGUAUUUCAGAGUAGAUUCAAUAUGAGCGGCAUUCCCGGGAUAAUGCGCAUAGUUUUAUCACUGUACUUUCUCACCAUCCAACCACUCUUUAACCCUAUCAUUUAUGGACUGAGGUUAUCUAAAAUAAGACAGAUGUGUAGAAAUGUUGUUGUCUGCAAUAAGUAAAGCCAAGGAGAUAAUUGUUUAUUGUUCCCUUACAUAACGAUAGUAAGUGUGACCUCUUAAAACACUUAUUGUAAGGUUAAGUACAUUUCUGAAAUAUUUUCCUUAAUCCCAGUUUCAGUCUUCAAAUGCUUCACAGGCCACAUUACACGACUCCCUAGCCUUCUGGUUAAGGCAGGGUUCUGGUUCAGGGUCAGUAGGGGUUUUGAACGGGGAUAAGUUUAGUAGAAUAAGGGUUAAUAGGAGUCGAGUCAUGGUGGCAGGGUUAUGUUCAGGGCUAGGGUUAGAUCAGACGUUACUUAAUAUGAUGCACAUAAGCUAGCCUGCCCCUUUACAAAGCCAUUCAUCAUUCUGAUUAUCUUUUUAA